This is a messenger RNA of Colius striatus (speckled mousebird), 1792 nucleotides long. RefSeq names its product adrenomedullin (gene ADM). The transcript is spliced from 4 exons. Gene Ontology annotation, molecular function: adrenomedullin receptor binding; hormone activity. NCBI's taxonomy places the organism in Eukaryota, Metazoa, Chordata, Aves, Coliiformes, Coliidae. The record is from RefSeq and is a predicted model, not a curated record. Gene Ontology annotation, biological process: positive regulation of heart rate; adrenomedullin receptor signaling pathway; adenylate cyclase-activating G protein-coupled receptor signaling pathway. Bases 217 to 765 code for a protein of 182 amino acids. Gene Ontology annotation, cellular component: extracellular region.
GUGGGGGUAAGUGUCAAAGCCGAAUCGGCGGCCACGCCAAGGCCCACCCCCUUCCCGCGCUAUAAAGGGAGCGGUGGGGCGCAGCCCGGCGGUGGUUGCUUCAGACACACAAAGAAGGAGCUCUCGCUCCUCAGGAAAGCCUGCCAGUCCGGAUAGCUACUACCACAGGAACAUUUGUCUCAGUGGAUUAUCCUCACUGCCAGGAGCCCAGCCAGCAUGAAACUAUUUCACGUAGCCCUACUCUGUCUCGGCUCUGUGACCUUCUUCGAGGUGGAUGCUACAAGGGCGGACGUAGCGACAGCGUUCAAAAGAAAAUGGACGAAAUGGGCACUGAGCCGAACCAAGCGGGAUGUGAAGCCCGCGAGCGCGCUCCGAGGACUGGGGGCAGCCGCCGACAUGCAGCUGCUCAUACGGACCCAGGACGUGAAGGAGGAUCCCCGAGUCUCGCAUUCUAGCGGCCGGGAGGAUGCUCACAUCCGCGUCAAGCGCUACCGCCAGAGCAUUAACAGCUUCCCCCACUUCCAAGCCAUCCGCAUGGGAUGCCGGUUCGGGACGUGCACGGUGCAGACGCUGGCCCACCAGAUCUACCAGCUGACCGACAAGGAUAAGGACGACGCCGCCCCCGCCAGCAAGAUCAGCCCCCAGGGCUACGGCCGCAGGCGGCGCUCCCUGCCCGAGCACCGCAGCCCGGCGCGCUCUCCCCGGCCCGGCCGCCGGCCCCGGACGCGGCGGGCGCAGUCCCUCACCCCCGUCCUCGGGGUCUGAGCGCCGCGCUACCCGGCCGACAGCGUCUCGGAUGGAUGGACUGAGGCAUGGACGCUCUGGAGGUCCGCCGCCGCUCGAGAGCCGCCUCCAGGAUGCGUAGAGCGCGCCUGUCCGGGCAGGACCCCGGCGCGCCCUCCCCGGGCCGGGGCGGCGGAGCGGCGGGCCGCGCCGCCGGGGGCCGGGCAGAGCGAGGGGCGGCCGGUCCCGCGGUCCCCCACCCGCGCCUGGCGCGGGGAAGCUGUGAAGGCCGCGUCCCGCCGGAGACGCGCAGGGGCUGCGCCCCCCGCAGCGGCGAGGCGGACAGUGACUUUUUCUUUACCCUCCCCGGGCGAGGCACCGGCGGCUCCCCUGCCCGCCGCCGCCUGGGACUGGAAGCGCUCGGCCGCGGCCGCCAUGCCGCCCCCUGCCCCGGCGCUGCACCGGGGGGACGGCGUUCCUCGGCGGCGGGCCGCGCCCGGAGCUGCCCCGGCCCCGUCUGCCCCCAGGAGGGGUUGCUCAGGGGUUGCUCUGCCCCGGCCUCGCUCUCUGCCCCCGGCUGUUGUGGGGGGGGGGGGAAGUGCGCGUUCGGCCCCCCGGAAAGGACAGGUCGCCUACAUCUGCUCUACCCUCUGCGUUAUCUGCACCCGGCAGGGAAUCGGACACUCACUAGUCCCUGCGGGGACUGCGAUAUACUUGAACGUCACAGAGAGGAAAAGUGCAAUUGUACGUGGUUUUUGUUAAUAUUAAGUGCGGUGUGUGUGGAUCAUGAGAUACGUAUCGAUAUUUAAGAUUGUUCUGUGUCAUGUCCUGUUUGUAUCUUUUUAAAAAAAUAUAUUUUAUUUUUAUACGUUUAUAUAUAUAUAUUGCAUAAGGGCAUUUUAAAACAUUGUAUCCCCUCUAUUUUCAUAUCGUGAAUGUCAAACAUUAAGCUCUUUUUCCAAUACCUUUUUUUAUCUUGCAUUCCAGACUGGUAAAAGAUGUAGAGAAUGUUAUCAUCUGUUCUCCACGGACAAUAUGUGAAAUAAAAUAAACACUAUUACAUAAACCA